AUGUCCGAUCCCGUCGCUACUGAACAGCCUGAUCUGUCCAGUCUCACCAGCUCUCCGGGCUCUAAGAGAAAGCGUGAACCGGACAGUCCCGGUUCCCAGCGUGCUAAGCGUGCUGCUCCUCCUGCAGCCAUGACAGCCGAAACCGCUGCUUUCAUCGAGAAUGCCAUUGAGGCAACCCACGCCGCUGCGGCAAAUGGCGUGAACGUCGCCGACUUCAAUGCCUUACAGCAGGCCGCGGCUGCUGAUCACACCGAUGCGUCUGAUCCUUCGAAUGCUACUAGCACGGCCCAGGCUGCACUUGGCAUGUAUCCUACUCUUCAUGUUCCCCCUUCGACAGAGGAGCAGUUUGCGGCUCAGGCAGCCGCCGAGGGCGAACAUAAUCCCGAUGCGGCAUUCGAUGCUGAAAUUGCCCAGCAAGAUAUGAUGGAUCCCUCAGCAGUUACCCAACAACCGCCGGAAAACGGAGUUGAACGGAGACGGCGCGAGACCAUCAAUGAAGGCAUCAAUGAGUUGGCCAAAAUUGUUCCAGGUUGUGAGAAGAACAAAGGGUCAAUCCUGCAGCGUGCAGUCAGCUUUAUUUCACAACUCAAGGAAAACGAACAGCAGAAUAUUGAAAAGUGGACUCUGGAGAAGCUGCUCACUGAACAGGCCAUUACUGAGCUGAGUGCUUCCAACGACAAGCUCAAGCAAGAAUGCGAGCGGCUGUAUAGAGAACUGGAAACUUGGAAGCGCGUGGCGCAGAAUGCUGGCUUGGAGCCUCCUCAGCCAAAGGAGGAGCCUAAUAUGGGAGCAUCAUCAAGCUAG
Molecule: messenger RNA, 804 nt
Organism: Metarhizium acridum CQMa 102
Lineage: Eukaryota; Fungi; Ascomycota; Sordariomycetes; Hypocreales; Clavicipitaceae
Source: RefSeq, a predicted model, not a curated record